Messenger RNA from Talaromyces marneffei, 1356 nucleotides. RefSeq lists its product as uncharacterized. Bases 1 to 1356 code for a protein of 451 amino acids. The record is from RefSeq and is a predicted model, not a curated record. NCBI's taxonomy places the organism in Eukaryota, Fungi, Ascomycota, Eurotiomycetes, Eurotiales, Trichocomaceae. Gene Ontology annotation, molecular function: monooxygenase activity; FAD binding. The transcript has 3 exons. Gene Ontology annotation, biological process: secondary metabolite biosynthetic process.
AUGGCAGAUUCAAUCAAGGACUUGAGAAUAAUCAUUGUCGGUGCCGGCAUGGGCGGCCUCGCAUCUGCUCUAGCUCUCGCCAAAGAAGGAUUCAAAAAGAUCGACGUCUACGAAUAUGCUGCUGAUCUGGGCUUUGUCGGCGCCGGUAUCCAGCUUGCUCCCAAUAUGGCUCGAAUCUUGGACAGACUCGGUGUAUGGGAACCCAUCGCCAAGGAAGCGACGAAUAUCCAGGAUACCAGCAUCAGACAAGGAUCAACAAACGAAGAACUCGGCCAUGUAGAACUAGAAUACGUCGAAAAAACAUACGGAUACCCUCACAUGGUCGGCCAUCGCUUCUCGCUCGCCAACUCCAUGUACCAAGGCUGCUUGAAGCAAAGCGCAAUCACAUUCCACUUCAACACCAGCAUCAAAGCCAUUGAAUCCUUCGGUCCCAACCCCGUUGUUGUGGCUGAGCCUCGUGAUGGCUCGUCUGAGCCUUACAAAGUCGAGGCUGAUAUCUUGCUGGCUGCGGACGGAAUCAAGAGCAAUAUCCGUGUGGAGAUGCUCAAAUUAUUGAACGUUGAUGCGCAGAUCAUCGACACAAAUCAGGCCGCGUACAGAAUCAUGAUUCAUCGCGAUCAGAUCAAGGACGAUCCCGAACUUCUGGCGCUACUUGAUAGUGAUACCGUCGUUCGCUGGAUUGGCGCAAAGAGGCAUAUUAUUGCUUAUGCAGUUGAUAACAAGAAUAUAUACAACCUCUCCACAACUCAACCAGAUACGAACUUUGCAGCUGCCCCGUCAGCGACAUACACAACUCGCGGGUCGAAAUCGGCUAUGUUGGGCGUCUUUGAGGAUUUCUGCCCCAUGAUUCAGCGUAUGCUCAACCUUGUUCCCGAGGGAGAAGUGUGUGAAUGGAAACUUCGUGUUCAUUCCCCCCUUCCAACGUGGGUAUACAAGACCGUUGCUCUGGUGGGAGAUGCUUGCCAUCCUACUCUACCACAUCUUGCGCAGGGAGCUGCUCAAGCUAUUGAAGACGCAGCCGCCAUCGCCGCCUCCUUGUCACGACUACCAGACACCAAACCUGAGACCAUCAACAAAGCCCUCCGAGUCUAUGAAAAGAUUCGUAAAGAUCGUGCCUAUGCCCUCGUAGAAAUGGCCGCAGCGUCCGGUCGAACACUCCAUUUGGGUGAUGGUGCUGACAAGGAGGAGAGAGAUAAGCAAUUUGCGGCUUUGAAGCAGGGCAAUGGAAAAGUGCCGGAUAAGUGGGCUGAUGCUGAUGUGCAGAAGUUGAUUUAUGGAUUUGAUACGACUAAGGAGACGUUGGAUAACUUUGAUGAGAUCUUUAAUGGGUUGGAUGAGCAGGUUAAUGGGCACUAG